AUGGUGCAAUCAGUGAUUUUAGGAUCUAUAACAACAUAUAUAACCAAGUUUCUGACUGAAGCUUUCAAUACUUAUCAUCCUGUGCAGCAGAAACUUGUUCAAGCUUAUCUGCAAGUGUCAGCUAUGGGAAAUGUGACUACCUAUGUGCAUCUCAAACUGAAUGGUUUUUUCCAGCAUUUCUUCCUGCUUUAUAUUCAGCUACUCCUUAUAUAG
Molecule: messenger RNA, 213 nt
Organism: Blepharisma stoltei
Lineage: Eukaryota; Ciliophora; Heterotrichea; Heterotrichida; Blepharismidae
Source: the annotation of a GenBank genome assembly